UGCACUGAUUGCACUAUUCGACACACCUGUCCCGCUUCCCUGAUUAUUCACCAGCCGCGUCUCGUUAGUUUCCCUCCGUACUUAUACACUGCUCACCGUUCACUCUCCUGUCAGUUCAAUCUUUGUCCUCAGGUUCCUAUGCUCGUUGUUUUUAUGCUAGUACGCCAGUUCCAAGUCUUCUAUGUUAUUCGCACCUCUUUUCGUCCCGCUGUUUCUUUCCUCCUCUACAGAUCGCUCCUCUCGACCCAGGAUCAUCUCAGCCCUGCCAGCCUCCACCAUACAGGUGUGGCCAUCCUCGUCGGCAUUGAUGUGCAGGUGGAGAGCAUUGACAGUAUCUCAGAGGUCAACAUGGACUUCACCAUGACUCUGUACCUGCAUGACUACUGGAAAGACGAGCGGCUGGAUUUUCCUUCUCGGAGCAACCAAAGCAGGACGUUUGACUCUCGACUUGUGAAGAUUUGGGUUCCUGAUAUCUUCUUUGUCCACUCCAAGCGCUCCUUCAUCCAUGACACCACCAAGGAGAACAUCAUGCUGUCUGCCGACGGAAACAUCCUCUGUCAGGUCACUGUUACGGCUCUUUGCUCGAUGGACUUCAGCAGCUUCCCUCUGGACACGCAGAACUGCUGGCUGGAGCUGGAGAGCUAUGCAUAUAAUGAGAAUGACCUGAUGCUUUACUGGAAGAAUGGAAAUGACUCCCUGAGGACAGAUGAAAUCAUCUUGUCUCAGUUCUUCAUCAAGCAUUUCCACGCCUCCAGUGGCCUGACUUUCUACAGCAGCACCAGUCUGUUUGUUUUCAGGAACAGUGUCUCCCCGUCAGGUUGGUACAAUCGACUCUUCAUUAACUUCAUCCUGCAGAGGCACAUCUUCUUCUCCAUGCUGCACAUGUAUUUUCCUACCAUGCUAAUGGUCGUUCUCUCCUGGGUUUCCUUCUGGAUUGAUCGCAGGGCUGUGCCUGCAGGUGUCUCUCUGGGUAUAACCACAGUGUUCACAAUGUCCACCAUCAUGGCAGGAGUGUCCUCCUCCAUGCCUCAGGUGUCAUAUGUGAAAGCGGAGGACAUCUACCUGUGGACCAGCUUCCUGUUUGUCUUCCUAUCUGUUACUGAAUAUGCAGCAGUGAACUACUGCACCACGCUGGAGGAGAUGAGGAAGAUGAAGAGGGGGAAGGUCAGCACAGGCAAUUCCAUCCACCUUCGAUGCCAGCCAGGCGACGGCCUUUGACGGCUGUUUCCAUGACAAUGAUAUUGAGCUGACUCCGUUCCCUUGGAUGACACCGACCCUGACCUCUAACCCUCUCACAACUCCAACCCAAAGCUCAGAGAUCUGCCCCAUGUAGGGAACUCACCUGCACCAGCAGCGGUCAGUGCGAGGAAACGUGGACCUACUGGUCAGCAAUAGCUACAUGAUCAACUGGCCUUCCCUCUGCCCUACCUGCUCUUCAACACCAUGAACUGGGGCCUGUACUCCUGAUCCACACUGCAAACUCUCCAUGAACUCGGUCCAAGUGAUGAGCCAGAUCGGAGGACUUGUCUUUUGCUCGGGGGUCCACAGGCACAUUGCUGAUUUAGCUUCUGAUCACAGGAGCCUCACACGCUCAGCUCCAGCUUCAUCACUAAUCCUGUUUUAUUACAAGAAAGACUGAGAUAAAAGCCCUGGCGUCCCUCUGUCUGGGAGUGAGCUAAAUCCUGACUCGGAAAGUAAUGGUCCCUGAUUUGUUUUUUUAAUAACUUACAUGAGAAUCUUCAUUCUAUGCAUCAUUAGAUAGAUAGAUAUACUUUAUUACAGACUCAGAGUCCAAAUAAAAAACAAACAGAUAACAAUAAAAACAACCAAUAAACUACUAGCCCUUUAAAAGGCAGG
Monopterus albus (swamp eel) is the source of this 1857-nucleotide messenger RNA. RefSeq names its product gamma-aminobutyric acid receptor subunit rho-3-like. The transcript is spliced from 9 exons. Gene Ontology annotation, biological process: monoatomic ion transmembrane transport. Gene Ontology annotation, molecular function: extracellular ligand-gated monoatomic ion channel activity; transmembrane signaling receptor activity. Bases 139 to 1218 code for a protein of 359 amino acids. The record is from RefSeq and is a predicted model, not a curated record. NCBI's taxonomy places the organism in Eukaryota, Metazoa, Chordata, Actinopteri, Synbranchiformes, Synbranchidae. Gene Ontology annotation, cellular component: membrane.